AUGAAGGAGUUACUAUCCACAAUGGAGCCAGAUACCGAUGCCAAUGAUGUGAAAGAACUGAAACAACGAACACACAUGCUCUGUGCGAGAUUCCUUGGCGGCGCAUGGAAGACCGUACCACUUGAGGAACUUCGCAUCAGUAGAAUCAAAGGUGGAAUGAGCAAUAUGUUAUUCUUAUGCCGACUUUCCGAGCUACAUCGACCAAUUCGUAACGAGCCGGAUAAGGUUUUACUGCGAGUUUAUUUCAAUCCCGAAACGGAAAACCAUUUGGUUGCUGAAUCAUCGCGACCGUUGACAUGUCGAGAAAUCGCCUUACCAGUAAUGUCCUCGAAAAUAGCAAAACGUUUGUCAAAGGUACACCAAUUGGAAGUGCCGAUAUGGAAAGAACCUGAUUACAUCUGUGAUGCUUUACAACGCUGGUUGUGCCAAUUGAUGAAGACGGCAACUGGCCAGAACUCCUUCAUUUUACCCUCUCGAUAUUCCCAAUGGGCUCCACCAUUUUUGACAUGCGAACAUAUCGCACGAGAACUUGAUUAUUUAAGGCAAAACAAUGGAAAUAUUCUCUUACCAAAGGCAUCCUCUGGAAAUAUUCGGCAAUCGUCAAUUUGUGAAGAGUCGGUUGCAUCGUUAAGUCUUGCAGCUUCUAAUCCAGCUGAUCCUAGAUUAGUGCUAAUAGAUUUCGAGUAUGCGAGCUAUAAUUAUAGAGGAUUUGACUUCGCAAACCAUUUUGUUGAAUAUACAAUUGACUACGAUGUUGCAGAACACCCGCACUAUCAGAUAUAUCCAGAACAGUUUCCUGAAGAUGAGCGGGAGACCCUUCCAUUUGUUCCUGUUUCCCACUUUUUCUGGGGUGUUUGGGGUCUUCUACAAGUCGAGUUGUCACCGGUAGGAUUCGGAUUUGCGGAGUAUGGUCGAGACCGGUUAGGCUUGUACUUCCAAACUCGUCAUCUGUUGGAGAUGUUCAACGACGACAUCAACGUUCAGACGUAA
Messenger RNA from Angiostrongylus costaricensis, 990 nucleotides. The record is from the annotation of a GenBank genome assembly. Lineage: Eukaryota; Metazoa; Nematoda; Chromadorea; Rhabditida; Metastrongylidae.